ACUCUACUAGAGCUGGUGCACAGACUUCACUUUUCUCUCCGUCUAGUAGUAUAUAGCAGCAAGGUAGGAAGCGAGCGAAGAGAAUUUUUCAUUCGCACAGACACCAGCGAGGCCAGUCGUAAUACGGGGCGUUCGUUACUAAGUUUAACUUAUUUCAUUGUUUUGCUAUUUAAAAAGAAAACAAGUGUGUGUAGAUAUGGCUGAUGGAGCCAAGGGCACAUCAAACGGAGAAGCGCACAUGGAAGAGGCGGCUGAUGCUGGCAAUGCCAACAAUUCUUCGGUAGUCAACGGCCUCCCCACACACAAAAAAGAGGCUACCGGCUCCACCAUGGACCGGGUGAAGAAAAUCGUCAAGGCUAACUUGCUGGUGAUCCUGACCGUCGCCGGGGUCAUUAUCGGGGUGGUUAUCGGACUCGGGGUGAGAAAUGUGGAACUGUCGAAAACCCACAUACUGUACUUUGGCUUUCCGGGAGAGCUGUUGAUCAGGUUGCUGAAAAUGAUCAUCAUUCCUCUGGUGGUGUGCAGUUUGGUGUCCGGUGCCGCCAGUAUCGACCCCAAAGCCCUGGGCAAGUUAGGUGGCUGGGCGAUGCUGUUUUUUUUAGUCACUACCUUAAUUGCAUCAGCCAUUGGGGUAUGCAUGGCUUUUGCUAUCCGACCGGGCGUCGGCGCUGGAGCCAAACCGACGUUAUCUGGGAUGGACGAUGCGAUACCCCAGUCAAAAGAAGUGGUCGAUUCGUUCUUGGACCUUGUGAGGAACAUCUUCCCCUCGAACCUGGUCUCUGCUGCAUUUCAAUCGUAUGCCACAAGCUACAAACUGAUACAGAAAAACAUCACUGAUGAAUCGGGGGUGUCAACAAACACUACUAAAUACAUCGUGGAAAAGGUUCCGUUUGGAAAGGAAGUGGAUGGGAUGAAUAUUCUGGGCCUGGUCGUGUUCGCCAUCGUGUUCGGCAUCGCUCUGAGGAAGCUGGGGGAAGAGGGGGAGAUUCUUAUCAAGUUCUUCAACUCCUUCAAUGAGGCCACCAUGGUCCUCGUCUCCUGGAUCAUGUGGUACGCCCCCUUCGGUAUCAUGUUCCUGGUGGCUGGGAAGAUCGUGGAGAUGGAGGAUGUGGGCAUGCUGUUUGCCAGUCUGGGGAAGUACAUCUGCUGCUGUGUCUUGGGCCACGCCAUCCACGGGCUGCUAGUUCUGCCCCUCAUCUACUUCAUCUUCACCCGCAAGAACCCCUACAGCUUCCUGUGGGGCAUCUUCACUGCGCUGGCCACUGCGUUUGGGACGUCCUCCAGCUCAGCCACCCUGCCCCUGAUGAUGAAGUGUGUGGAGGAGAAGAAUGGCGUCUCAAAGCACAUCAGCCGCUUCAUCCUGCCCAUCGGAGCCACUGUCAACAUGGACGGGGCUGCGCUGUUCCAGUGCGUGGCCGCCGUGUUCAUCGCUCAGCUCAAUGAUUACUCUCUCAACUUCAUCCAGGUCAUCACCAUCCUGGUGACUGCCACUGCAUCCAGUGUAGGUGCUGCAGGAAUUCCAGCAGGGGGCGUGCUCACCCUUGCCAUCAUCCUGGAGGCUGUGGGCCUGCCCACUAACGACAUCUCCCUCAUCCUGGCUGUUGAUUGGCUUGUGGAUCGUACUUGCACCGUUAUCAAUGUAGAGGGCGACGCCUACGGGGCGGGGCUUCUGCAGAACUUCGUGGACCGGACCAAAGACAAGGACGAAGGGGCGGAGCUAACCGAAGUGAGGCAGGAGGAAACCCAGUACAAGGGGGCGGCCCCACUCAAAGAGGAAGAGGGCACCCCUCUAAUCAUGAAGAACACAAAAGUCACUGUGGAAGGAUUAGCCGCAGCAUGUGAUAAAGAGUCAGUGAUGUAACUCGAUGAAGGCUAUUACAUCCAGAGGAAAGAGUGGAUCACAUUCGAAGAGAAAAAUACACACUCAGACUUUUCCGUUUGAAAGGCAAUUUCUUUCCCGCCAUUUCCAAGAUAUACAUAUUGUAAAAAAACCGAGCACCAGGGGAAGAAAACCCACAUAAAAAGCAACAGAAGUUUAUGAUAUCUAUUAAGUGUUCAUGUUUAUUAGGGGCCACUAGAUUAAACCGUAUAUUGGUGUCCUGCUGUGUCCCCUGUCCCCCAAAGUCAAUUGUUCUUUUUUUAUUAUUAUUUAAAACAUAUUUUAUUUAAAUUUAUAUAUUUAUUCCCAAGCUGCCAUUUAAAUUAAUCCAUGUCAACGUUUUAGUUUUCAAAGUAGAUGUUAAUAAGAGCCUGGAGAUAACUGUUAACUCAUCCCUGAAACAAACAUUGUAUCCUGCAUCAGCAUCCAUUCACUGAAAACAAAAGCAAAAACACUGAAACACCUAUCAUUGUGAAAACUUGAAGCAGUAGAUGUGGGAGACUUGAUGAUGCUACUGGACAGACAACUACGUCAACAUUGGCAGUUAAGGACCAGUGGGACUGUUUUAACGGUUACACACAGCACAAAGAGGUUGGGAUAGUGGCAAAACGCACAAGGCUACAGGGAUUCUGCAGCCUAAUGGUCGCUGGUUUGAAUCCCAGUAAUGUCAAACUGGAAAUGUCAGAUAUUGUCCCAUUUCCCAGUUCUUCUGCCAGUCUUUUUUUAAUGAUUGAAACAGUGGCGGAUCUGAAUACAAAUGCUAUGGUGAUUUUUAUAGACCCACAUAGUAUUGCAUACAUGAAGACGUAGUGAAAUGAGGUGUAUACUGUACAUUUUUACGGUGACGUUAUUAAGAUCCGCCACAAUUUAGAUUAUUAAAAUAGAACCUGUGGUCUUUGAUUUCAUGUAAGUGGAUCAUGGAUAAACUGAUUAAUUGUGGGUGUGCCAUUUCAAUCUGUUUUUAAAAAAUGUUUCACCCUUUAUUUUCUUUAGCUUUUAGCUUCAGUCAUUGUCAGAUAUGUUGAGAUCUUUUUUUUUUUUGUUAGGUAAGAGGGGGUGGGGUAUUGCUUUGACAUUCUCUCCAAAUACAGUAGUUUUAAAGUGUCGUGUACUGUAGUUUUUAUAAUUGUGUAAACUGUGCAGUCUUACAGCAAGGCUUUCUCUAACCAAUUGGCAAGAUUUCCACUCCAGGUGAAAUACUUAGGUGCGAAAGUAUUUCUGGACAUGCGUGAAGACUAAACUCUGAAUGUCUAUAUAGGUUUCUGUCUGAGUGCAUUGCAUUUAGCUUAGAGAUCUGUAAAAUUUGCCGUACCAUCUCGGAGUUUGCUAACACUUUAUUUCACAACUCUAGAAUUGACAGCAUUUCCAAUAUCCUGUCCUUAAUUGAUACUAAAAAUAGUUCUCAAAAGUUUGCAAUCUGGGUUUAGUUGUAAAUUAUUAUUAUUUGUUUAUUUAGCAGACGCCUUUAUCCAAGGCGACUUACAGAGACUCAAUGGGACCUCCCCCCAGGCGUUGGAGCAAUAAUUGAUGAUAGAUUAUUUUUAGAUUGUUUUAAGAAUCAUGUUCCUCUCUCUUCCUGUAGACAAGUGAUUGAUGGUUGUGGGAGUAAGAGCCAUUUCAUCAAACUGGACUUCAAAAACAAAUUCAGUCUCCCCUCUAUUGUGGGAGAAAACGGUGAUAUAGCCUGGCUGAAAGAAAUACCAUUAAGACAAUUGUGAUAUUGUUAUAAUGUUGAUCAUUGCAAAUGUCAGUAUCACCCAAUCCUGCUGUUUAUUUGUAUUUAUUUUUCCCAUAAAAUGGUUUUGAUUGUAUAUAAGGGUUACUUACAAAAUCACGUGCAGGUCAGUUGAACACACUAAAUAUUAUCUGAUUCUUAUUUUUUCUCUCUUAGCUUAAUCAAGGGUGUCCAAAGCUGGGCCCUUAUGCUCUUUGUGUCAACUCUGUUCUAAAUGUUGUAACUGAACCAAUUAAACCUCCAUCCAGACCCUGAAGAAGUUAAUUAUGUAAUUAUUAAGUGGAAUGGCCCUCCAGGACUGUGAUUGGACACCCCAUUUUUGGCCUGUAGCUUUAUUUUCUUGGAAACAUGGGUAAUUUUAAAUAUUCAUAGUCAGCAGGAUGGUCCCUGCUUGGCAAUGUUAACUGCCGUGGAAGCACAUUUUCUAACAAACAUACUGCUGCGUAUUUGAAAUUGACGAAGACAAAUUGCGUGCCUUGUUUUAAAAGUGGUAUGUGGGUGUGUCAAAACUUUAACGUUGCCAGUAGUGUUUUCUCAACCCCGAUUGUUUAAAUUAUAGAAGUGGAUGUAUGAAUAUUUUUGAUUUCCUCAUUCUAUUUUUCAGAACACUGUUGGCUACACAUUAACAAUACAGGAUUCAGUUUUAGUAACAGCUAUUAUGAUAUAUUUCCUGCCUUUGGAUCAGUCAUCAAUUACCUGGCUUUGUUUUGCUUUAAAUCAAUAUUGGAGCACCGAUAUUUCAAGCAAGCAAACAAAAAAAUAUAUAAAUCCUCUUCAGUCACUGUGUGCACAAUUGUACCAUGUUAAGUUUCAUAUAUAUGUAUUUAUUUUAUAAUGCACAUGUUGUGUGUGUGUGUUUUUUUUUUCCCCCCAAAGUUAUGGCAGGGCAACUUAAAAAAAUUGUGACCGAUGGGGAUGUAGAUUGUAAGGUCAUUUUGUUGGUAGUACCUUGUGGGUAAUUUUGUGUUUCGAUGCAGUUUCCUUCCAAAUGCAAAUUAAUAUUAAAGUACGGGAAGGUAUAUUUAAAUGAUUCUGUCCAAUUUUGGUCUGUCACAAUUACUGAUAUCGUGCAGCUUUCUUAAACUGGGUUUCCACAAAGUUUGUAGGUUGUUUUGAAACCUGGCCAAUGUGAACUUCCACCAGCCCAACCUACUCUCUGUCUACAGUAUGUGACUGUAGAGUGAGUGGGUGGGACUGAUAGAGUUUAAAGGUCACAUUGUCACAUGAUUUGAAUGGAAUGAGGAAUGUUCAGUCCUGGCAGUUAGGAUUCUCCAGACAAACUCAAAAAAUAAAGCCAUGAUUUAAAGACAGAUUGAUAGAAAAAAAAUGAUCAAUUCAGUAUUGAGGAUACAGAACCCACAACCACUCCGAAUGAUUGCAAACUAAAAUAUUGAGGGCAUUUAAAGAAGCUGCUAUAAUAACAGAUGAAGCUGGUUUAACCCUUUACUGCCAAGGGUAUGUCCCCAUACCUAUUGUAAUGCCUAUUUUCUCAAUGUCAAAUAUGGACACUGGGCAACAGGGGUUAACUGUCUGGGAUACUUGUGAAGUAAUGUUUCUUGUGACAUGUAUUCGUGUUUGUUCAUUGAGGACCAGGGAUUAUGUGUUUAACAUUUAAAAAUAAAAAAUGACAUGUCUAAGACAGUGGAGAGUUUGCCAUGUUGUAAAAACCGUCACUUUCACAAAUAAUCUCUUCAUCUCAUUUGUAUAUUGAUGAUUAAAAUAUGUAUAAUAUAGUUGUACUUUAAAAAUUGAGUACAGUACUGUAAUAGGAGAUUGUUUUGUAGUAAAUAUUUCUUAUGUGUUUCACGGUCAAAUGAAGAAUAUAUAUGUAAUAAAUAGUGAAAACCUAUAGGUA
Molecule: messenger RNA, 5469 nt
Organism: Acipenser ruthenus (sterlet)
Lineage: Eukaryota; Metazoa; Chordata; Actinopteri; Acipenseriformes; Acipenseridae
Product: neutral amino acid transporter B(0)-like
Exons: 8
Coding region: 197-1861 (554 amino acids)
Biological process (GO): L-aspartate import across plasma membrane
Cellular component (GO): plasma membrane
Molecular function (GO): neutral L-amino acid transmembrane transporter activity; L-aspartate transmembrane transporter activity; symporter activity
Source: RefSeq, a predicted model, not a curated record